This is a messenger RNA of Ochotona princeps (American pika), 1769 nucleotides long. It is a transcript of the gene ESS2, whose product is annotated as ess-2 splicing factor homolog. The record is from RefSeq and is a predicted model, not a curated record. The coding region runs from base 72 to 1505 and encodes 477 amino acids. Gene Ontology annotation, cellular component: catalytic step 2 spliceosome. NCBI's taxonomy places the organism in Eukaryota, Metazoa, Chordata, Mammalia, Lagomorpha, Ochotonidae. The transcript has 10 exons.
AAAGGAGGGCAGGCCCGCGCAUCGCCUGCCAGACGCGCCUGUGCAGCCGCCCGAGGGGCGCUGGGAUAGAGAUGGAGACUCCGGGCUCGGGGACCCGGGACUUGUCGCUCCCGGCUGCGUCCGGGCGGCCGAGGAAGCGCGCGGCGAGCGAGUUGGGGGCUGCGUCCAGCAAGCCUCGGGUCCUGGACGAGGAAGAGUUUAUCGAGGGUCUGCAGAAGGUCAUUCAGAGGGAUUUCUUCCCUGAUGUGGAGAAGCUGCAGGCGCAGAAGGAGUACCUGGAGGCCGAGGAGAGCGGCGAUUUGGAACGCAUGCGCCAGAUCGCCAUCAAGUUUGGCUCCGCUCUGGGCAAGAUGUCCCGAGAGCCUGCGCCUUAUGUGACCCCCGCCACAUUUGAAACCCCUGAAGUGCACACAGGCCCUACUGUGGUAGGCAACAAGCUCAGGCCCCGAGGCCGAGGCCUGGAGGAUGCAGGGGAGGCUGCCGAGGAGGAGGAGGAGAAGGAGCCACUGCCCAGCCUGGACGUCUUCCUGAGCCGCUACACCAGUGAGGACAACGCCUCCUUCCAGGACAUCAUGGAGGUGGCCAAGGAAAAGAACCGAGCCCGACACGCCUGGCUGUACCAGGCCGAGGAGGAAUUCAAGAAGAGACAGAAAGAUAACCUUGCGCUCCCGUCGGCAGAGCACCAAGCCAUCGAGAGCAGCCAGGCUGGCGUGGAGACCUGGAAGUACAAGGCCAAGAACUCCCUCAUGUACUACCCUGAGGGUGUCCCUGAUGAAGAGCAGCUGUUCAAGAAGCCCCGUCAGGUGGUGCAUAAGAACACGCGCUUCCUCCGGGACCCCUUCAGCCAGGCCCUGAGCCGGUCCCAGCUGCAGCAGGCAGCCGCCCUCAACGCCCAGCACAAACAGGGCAAGGUGGGCCCUGAUGGCAAGGAGCUGAUCCCCCAGGAGUCCCCCCGUGUGGCUGGCUUUGGAUUCGUUGCGACGCCUUCUCCUGCCCCUGGUGUCAAUGAGUCCCCGCUGAUGACCUGGGGGGAGGUUGAGAACACCCCAUUGAGAGUAGAAGGCUCUGAGACACCCUACGUGGAUAGGACUCCUGGGCCAGCUUUCAAGAUCUUGGAGCCGGGCCGCAGGGAGCGGCUGGGGCUGAAGAUGGCCAAUGAGGCAGCUGCCAAGAACCGGGCCAAGAAGCAGGAGGCCUUGAGGAGAGUAACGGAAAAUCUGGCCAGCCUCACCCCCAAAGGCCUGAGCCCAGCCAUGUCCCCGGCUCUGCAGCGCCUUGUGAGCAGGACCACCAGCAAGUACACAGACCGCGCCUUGAGGGCCAGCUACACACCGUCUCCAGCACGCUCCACCCAGCUCAAGACCCCCGCAAGUGGGCCGCAGACCCCCACGAGUACACCGGCCCCUGGCUCGGCCACACGCACGCCGCUGACACAGGAUCCGGCCUCUAUCACAGACAACCUGCUGCAGCUCCCCGCUCGGCGCAAAGCCUCUGAUUUUUUUUAGGGUUGGGCCCGGGCCAGGCCCACGGACACUUACAGAGCCUGCUGGGCAGCUCUCUGCCCAGUGGAGAGAGGACUCCAGCCACCAGGGACCCAGGCCCGGGCCAGCAGCAAUUGGAACAUGAUGGCUGCAGCGGGCAGUGCCUGUACCUGCCCAGUGGCACUGGCGCGCUCUGCCAGGUGCCAUGCCCUGAGCCUUCCUGGAACUCUUUUCUAUGGAGCUCCCCCCAGGCUGUUAUUAAAGAACAGCUGGCUGGCUCAGGGGGAA